AUGGGGACUUCUUCAGGUGCGAAUUUCCAUCAACAGCCUCCGCCGCAGGGGAUGCUGCCGCCUCGCCAUGGUGCCCGGGCCCCGAGCCUCCAGACUUCCCUCUCAUUGGCCUCGUCGGAACAGGUUGGCUCGCCUGAAAUGCAGGAACCUGUGUCCAAUUCUGACCAGGGCCAUGACUCUGCCACCGAAAGUGCAAGUUCGAGGGAGACCUGGCCUGUAGAGCCGGAACAUAGCAAUGCUGCUGCUGCUAGUAGUGGCGGUGCUGUGAAAAAGGUGGAGAUGGAAAAGGACAUCAGAAAUGGUAUCCCCAAGUUGCAGGUUAUUCGCGGAAGCUCCCGCAUCGAUAGGGUGUCACUGAGGGAGAUUGCGCGGGAGAGAGUGGACCUAGUUGUCGAGAAAAUGAAGGUAAUGCCAGAGGAGCACCUGGAGGAGAUAAAAAAUGAGCUCAGGUCGAUUCUGGAGGGGACAGGGGGCUCUCAUCAUAUUGAGGAGUUUCUGUAUCUGCAGAAGUUUGUCCAGGGCAGAGGUGAUUUGACACCAACUAUGCUUUCAAUGGCCCAUCAUGUCCAACUGGAGAUCCUCGUGGCAAUCAAGACUGGAAUCCAGGCGUUUUUGCACCCCAGCGUCACCAUUCCCCAAAGCCACCUGGUGGAGGUCUUCUUGUAUAAGAGGUGCCGGAACAUUGCUUGCCAGAGUGCUCUCCCGGCUGAGGAGUGCAGAUGCAAUGUAUGUGCUAACAGAAAUGGGUUUUGCAACCUUUGCAUGUGUGUGAUUUGCAACAAGUUUGAUUUUGAGGUCAACACAUGCCGAUGGGUUGGGUGCGAUUUCUGUUCCCAUUGGACGCACACCGACUGUGCGAUUCGUGUUGGCCAGAUUGGGACAGGGCAAUCAAUUAAGAGCGGCACCGGUCAUGCCGAAAUGCUUUUUAGGUGCCAGGCUUGCCAGAAGACAUCAGAAUUAUUCGGUUGGGUUAAGGAUGUGUUUCAACAAUGUGCUCCUGGUUGGGAUAGGGAUGCCUUAGUACGAGAGCUUGAGUUUGUUUGUAAGAUAUUUCGUCUAAGCGAAGACCCAAAAGGAAGAAAUUUGUUCAGGAAAUGUGCGAAUCUGAUUGAAAGAUUGAGGAAUAGUUCUCCUGAUUCUGUCAAUCCUAGGAUGAUACUGCAUGCACUUCGAGUAACUGACGGAUGGAUGCUGUACUAUGCUUAUGUUUUCACAGAGCUUGAGAUGGAUUCCCCAAAGAGCUCUGAAAAUGAAGAAUCGGGACGCUUGAUCACUCCCCAGGAGGCAUGUAAUCGUAUUGCAGAGGUAGUCCAAGAAGCUGUCAGAAAGAUGGAGCUUGUUGCUGAAGAGAAGAUGGGCCUGUACAAAAAGGCUCGCACCGCUGUGGAGGCCUGUGACCGUGAGCUUGAUGAGAAGGCCAGACAAGUUCAGGAGUUCAAGGCCGAGAGGCUGCGGAAGAAGCAGCAGGUGGAGGAGCUCGAGAGCAUUGUUCGGCUGAAACAGGCCGAGGCUGAGAUGUUCCAGCUCAAGGCAAGUGAGGCCCGCCAGGAGGCUGAGAGGCUCCAGAGCAUCGCGCUUGCCAAAUCUGAGAGGGCUGAGCAGGACUACGCUAGCCUCUACCUCAAGCGGCGCCUGGAGGAAGCGGAGGCAGAGAAGCAGUUUCUUUUUGAGAAAAUAAAGCUUCAGGACGGCCAUAGGCCCCCGCAGGCGAGCAGCAGCGUGCCUGGUGAUUCCUCUCAGGCUCCCUCUCAGGCGCUGAUGCUGUCCAAAAUUCAGGACCUUCUCAAGAACGUUCGUACCAUGCCGACAAAGUCGGAGGCGCAUUCAAAAUAA
This is a messenger RNA of Triticum turgidum subsp. durum (durum wheat), 1833 nucleotides long. NCBI's taxonomy places the organism in Eukaryota, Viridiplantae, Streptophyta, Magnoliopsida, Poales, Poaceae. The record is from the annotation of a GenBank genome assembly.